GGCGCCGCCUCUCUCUCUCUCUCUCUCUCUCUCUCUCUCUCUCUUUCUAUGGUUUCCGAUCCCUUUGUUAAAGAAACCACUUCUCACUCAAAAGAUCGAUCUUUUCGCUUCCGUGGAUUCGCUCUGCCCUCUCAUCAACAUGGUUUCCACCGCCGGCGUCGACGACGAGGAGACCCAGGUUUUGGACCUUGAUUCUGCGGCACCCGGGGAAGUCCCGGUUCUAUACGGUGAGACCCAAGCCUUAGAUGGAUCGGAUGGUUCUGAUGGCGAGGGCGAUAGGGGGAUUGAUGAGCGGGGAGAGACGCAAUUGUUGGAUGAAGAUGAAGAAACGGCUGCUGUUGACAGCGGUGGCGAAGGGACGGAUAGGACCGAGGUGCUUAGCGAUGAUGAGGGAGUGUCGAAUGAUGAUGCUACUCACUAUGGAGAUCGAGAAGAUGGUGGAAAUGUCGACUCCAGACCGGAGUUACGGGUGAUUGGAGGAGAAAAAUUAUGCUUGGCGGAGGAUAAGAAAGAUAAUUUGGUUGAUUCUGGUGCUUUGACCGAUGGUGGUGAUGGUGAUGAUGAUGAUGAUAGGAAUGCAGGAUCAAAAAUGAGGAGCUGUAGUGUAGUUCCUGUGGCAGCAAUGUGUUCAUCCGGUCUUGCUGCAGCUCAAUACCUUGUUUCUAGGAGACUUGAGAAUGUGUUCAGACCUUUUAACAAUGGAAUGCAUAGUGAAAUGGAAAACUGUGCUGUAGAUGAACAGAUAGAUUUGGCAGGAAUUGGUAUAAAUAAUUGGAAAAAUAGGGGAAACGACAUCUCCUCUCUCAGCAAUACAGUUGAUAAAUUAGACCUGGACCAUGAAAUGGCAGGCAUUCAGAGGUCUAACCAGAAUUACUGUAUUGAUGAUACUAAGAGUAGAUGUUGCAACAUGAGGGUAAAAAGGCUUUUUAAAGAGUUCUUACCUUCUGAAAACCAUAAAAGCACAAGCAAGGAUGACAGCACCUUAUCCAAGGUGGACUAUUCUCAUUUACUAACGACUGAUUAUGCUCUUGCAGGAUUAAGCUACAUUGAUUCUCAGGAACCUAGUGAUCUAUCUCAAGCAAAUGCAUUGGAAAUUGUAGACAAAUUUCUUUCGAUCAGUGAUGUGGGGUCCUCUCAAGAGAUCAUAAAGGUGGAAACUGAUAUUUUGAAGUCCCCUCUUGUAUUUGCUACAAAGGGAGUUCAACUGUUGGCUGAAAAGACUGAUUGUAGAAGUCCAGUUGGAAAGCCAGGAAUUUUUGACUGGAACGACAGUAUUGAAGAUGAAGGAGGAGGUGAACUCUUCAGUAAAAGAAAGGAUUCCUUCUUUGAAAGAUCAUGUGGUGCACGGAAAACUCGAAGCCAUCCCCCAAAGUCUCGACUUGCAAUCUCUGGUACAACCAGAGAUGCAGUUGAUAAGAGUGGAGAGCUAGGUGAUAACUUAAAAAUAUAUGACAAAGGAACUGUUUUAGUUAAUUCAGAUUCGAGGCUAAUGAUACCAAAUCCUGUAAUAAGUGAGAGGUUUCGUAUAUCUGAAGCAAAUAUAAGGAAGAAUCUUUUCAAGGAUGCAAAAGGUGAAUCAAAAAUAGAAUCUUUAGAGCAUCAACUGGAUGCAACUGAAGUGGAAGGAAGUUUAGAUGGUAUACACAAUGUUGUUCCUGAUACUCAAUUAGCAGCUGAGGCUUUGGAAGCCUUAGUCCAUGAAUCUCUAGUUAAUGCGGAAAAGGAGGAGACCAGGGAUACUUUUACUGGAAAUUUGACUUCGAAUUCUGACAAAAGCCCAAUCAUGAAGACAGCUUCUUCAAAGAACGUUUCACUGCCAAAGUGGACUUCUGUUAAUGAUUCACAAGUAGUUAUGACACGUUCUAAAAAGAGAAAGAUGCUCUCUACAGAAUUGAGGGGAAGUCUAAAUUUACCUCGAGUUUGGUCUAGUUCAAGAAUGAAAAACAGUUUGGAGGAUACAACUGCUAAACGGCAAGCAAAGAGGGGAAAGGCUAAACUAGAUGGGCAAGCAGAUAUGAGUUUUAUCAGUGGACAUGAUUCUUCUAUGUCCACCAAGAAGACAAAGACACAAGCAAAGGAUGACAGACAUUUGGAUGAAAAACAAAAGCAACAUCAUAAUAACUUGGUGGAGAGACAUCCUGCACGUUGUGCUAGGUAUUCCAAAAGCACCAAGUUAUUGAAACAGAAUGAGGCUUUACCUCAUGGUGGGAAGGAUCCAAAUGAGUCAGUAAAUAAAAAUGCUUUAAGAUCUGUAGAAUCUCCAGAUAAUCAUGUGACUGAUAAAGGUUGUCCUAGUGCAGGUUUAGAUCUAGCUACAGAAGUAAAGUAUCGUGCAACUCAUGCUAAGUUUCUGAAUGGUGCUCCUCUUGGAGAAGAGCUUCAAACUUUUUCUCUAACAAAAGAUGGCUGUCACUGCCCUAAGCGGAGGAGAACUAGUCGGGUUAAUUCUGGAAACUUGAAUGAUAACUUGAAUAAAGCAUCAGCUAUGUCGGAUGCUGGUGCAUCAGAGACAAUUGGGCGAUCGUCCGAACAAGUAGGGAAAAGAAAGAUCUUCAUCAGAAGUGUAACAGAUAUCCUAAAUAAGGUUAAGCGGAAAAAAAGAUCUAUUUUUACAUAUGCAUCACUGGAAACUGACAGAGAGCCUUCUAGUACCACAUUGGUAAGAAUUAUACGUGGUAUGCAAUCAUCACUUAGGUCCCCUUUGCUUGAACCACUUUCAAAUGAGGAUACCAAGGAAUCGGCGAGGAAACAUUUGCUUUGCCCUGUUACACCAAGAAAUGCUAGUACUCUUUCUGCUGAAAAAGCAGAACAGCCCAAGUUAUGUUCUAAAUAUGUUGAAGAUGCAGCAGCAAAUAACAGAUUAUAUAGGUCGCUGAAAGCAAAAGGUCAACCGAAUGAUUUAGCAUGUACAACACCAUCUAGGGAUAAGAAUGCUGUGUCACCUAUUUAUACAGCUCGGUAUCCUCCAAGAUCUUGCAAUAAAUCUGUAUCAGCAUCUUCAGUUGCUAGUAUGCUGAAAGACAUGCGGAGGCGAAAAGAUAUGUCUAGUGUUCGUGUUUUAUUUAGUAAUCAUUUAGCUGAGGAUACUAUCAAGCAUCAGAAGAAGAUUUUGGCACGCCUAGGACUUCCGACUGCAUCUUCAAUUUCAGAUGCAACUCACUUUGUCACAGAUGAAUUUGUUCGCACACAGAACAUGCUCGAAGCAAUUGCGAUGGGUAAACCCGUGGUAACACCUAUGUGGCUUGAAAGCUGUGGACAGGCAAGUUGCUUUAUGGAUGAGAAAUAUUACAUACUGAGAGAUUCUAAGAAGGAGAGAAAGAUAGGAUUCAACAUGCCUGUUUCACUGGCUCGUGCAUGCCAACAACCUCUUUUGCAGGGUAAAAGAGUGUUUGUAACAGCAAAUGUCAAACCUAACAGAGAACUUAUUGCAAGCUUGGUUAAGGCAUCUCAUGGUCAGUUGAUGCGAUGGUAUGCAGAAUGCAGCUGCGUCAUCAGGACACUGGCAAGUAUACGUUUGUUCUGUCAAUCAGCUUUGCAGAUCUUGGGGGUAGUCUAAUCUGAUGUUCAUGCUAUUAAAAAGAAUAAAUCACCCCGAGUUCUUCCCUACAAGUGACUCUUCAAAUUUGGGGAUGCAUCACAACAUCUUAGAGUUUCAGUAUAAAUGUUUAUAGGCAGUAGAACUUGGCUUAUGCUUUACUCCAUCUUGACUUUGCUUUAGAGGUGGUCAAUAUGUUUUAUUCUGCAUUUCAUCUAGACCCUCCUAGAUUAGGACAUUUUGUUGGUUGCUUCUUGAUUCCAUGAGCUUAAACUGUGCAUCAUGACAGAUUUUCCUAUACUUCAAGAUGCAUUUCAGGUUCUAUGAGGACUCUCUCUCUCUUGCAUUAAUAUGCAUCGGCUAGGAAUUUUGCACCAGUUUUUAGAGGGUUGGACUUCAAUGACACCUGCCAUUGUAUUUGUAUUGUUACAUUAUUAAAAUCUAAUGUGUAAUACCCAUGCUCAUAUGAUAUUGUUUAUUGCUAAUAAGUAAGCUUGUGAAUGUUUUUGACCUUUUACAGAAACCAUAAAAAUGUGAGUGUAGCAUUUGAACUUUGUGUAGAACUUCUGAAAACAUUGGUUUAUUUCAUCUGCAAUUGAUCUUUCCACUUCACUCUUAAACAACAAAAAACCUUCUAUUACUUCCAAUUUAAAACUUCAAACUUCAAACUAAUGGAUCGAAAGAAUCAUGCCAUUGCAAGCAUGUUUAAAGGGGAUAGGAGUUAGAUUCUAAGUGUUUUACAUAUUAUCAAUGGUGGAUGAGUCACAUCCCUGCGAAGGCAUGGAAUGAAGCAUCAUAUUAGAAUUCUGUUUAAUGGUUGAGAUGGCAUGCACUGAGAGGUCUGAAGUUUUUGCAUAUGCACUCAUCCUAAACAGCACCCUUUAAAGGGUGGAUUUAUUUCCUGCCUGUGGUCAACAUCUGUUCAAGGUAAAAUACCACACAUCUGGCACAUGUAACAUAUUAUGCUAUUGAUUUCUCUAACUUGGAUAAACAGGAAGGAAUAGUCUGGAUAAUUGAUAUACUGCUGGAAGUAUUAUUCAGUUCACACUCACCAUUGCAUUAUGCAAAUGUAUCAUAUU
This is a messenger RNA of Musa acuminata subsp. malaccensis (wild Malaysian banana), 4614 nucleotides long. RefSeq lists its product as uncharacterized. The record is from RefSeq and is a predicted model, not a curated record. NCBI's taxonomy places the organism in Eukaryota, Viridiplantae, Streptophyta, Magnoliopsida, Zingiberales, Musaceae.